AUGGAACCGCCAGCAAAGCGCGUCAAAGUCGGCCGCCCGCCGCGCGAUGCGCCCACUGAGACCAAGGUCAACAGCGACGUCAACGGCAACAACAGGAUGCGCAGCAAGCCAAAGAAGGCCGAUGACAAUGACGACGACGACGAGAUUGCCAUGGACCCAGAAGACUACGCCAUGAAGGUUGACCCCGAAUACCGGCUGGACCGGAGCCGGGCGGUGGCCGACCGCAAGCUCAAGUCGGCCUUUGAGCUGCUGUUUGAAAAAUACAGCCAGGAUUUUGGCGACACGGGCGACGAGAUCAACUUUUACACCGACGAAAUCGAAGUCGACAAUGGCCACAUUGCGUCGCUGCCCGUGGAGCAUCCGUCCACGCAGGGCGGCGGCCAUGAUUCGGACGACGACAGCAGCAAAAACGGCCAUGCCGACCGACCGCCAGAACUAUCCGCUGCUGCAACGGCGGCGUCAUCCCGUCUGGUGGCGAGUCUCCUGCCUUCACGCUUUGGGCCCGGCGGAACAGUGGUCAUGGGCGGCAACGGCCCAGCCGCACAAGGAUCAGCGCCGGGCGAGGUCGAUCCGACAUGGGCCGCGCCCGACCUUCCGGACGCGGCAUUCGGCGGGCCAGAAGGCAGGUUUGCCAAUGUGCCGCAUCCACCACCGCCUAGGGCUAUAUAUGCUGCGCCCCAACGCACGGUCUUUACAAAGGCGCUGCCGACAAGCUACGGUGAGGGCGACGACGACGACGACCUCAUUCUUGACUCGGCCAAGCCGGUGCUGGGGUCAUCCAGCAGUGCCACUCCAAGGUCUGCAAGGGCUACGGAGGGCCAGUCGACGAGGAAACGACAAAAGAGGACAUCACGCAAGCCGAGCAUGUCAGAUGAACCACAGGAGCCGUCUGGUGCGGCUGCCACUGUAGGGCAAAAAAACCAAGAAGAUGCGUCGCCAAAGCGCUCCUGGAAGAGGGGUCGGCGCAGUCUACAGCAAGCGACGUCAACAGAACGGGCGUCGGUGCCCGGCUCCACAUCACCACAACCGCCUCUUUCGGACGUGCAGAGCUCGUCACCAGUACCGCCUGGGCUUGGCGAGACAGAACAGCCAAAGCGGCCGUCAUCACCGACACUACCUACGCCGCCACACGAGAAAGGCGUCUCCAAGGACCCGCCCGUUGUAAACAGCACCGAGUCGAAACCAAAAGAGACAUUUAAGCGGAAUACACUCGAUCCGGCGUUCGUCUUUUCUGACGAAGAGGAUUUUGGUCUAAAGAAGCGGAAACGGAGGCAGCCGGAACCUACUGUCCCGUCUCGUCUUGCUGCUGAACCUCAGGAGACAGUGCAGAUUGUCGGAAAUAAGCCCAUCCAGAAAUUUUCUGCAGUGGAUGAGAGCGAGAACAACGCACCACUUGAGGCGCCAGACGUUGAGAACAGGGAAAAGAGACGGCCUGGGGGGUCAAGGAAAGGUGGCGUUGUUGCAGCAGUGAGCGUGGGCGUGGACAACACAACUGAAGUGGCUGAGACAGCCCAUCUCGACGCAGCACACAGACGAGACGCACAGUCACUGUCCAUCAUCAUCAUGGAAACGGGCGUACAGCCAUCGGCAGAUUUUGCUGCCGCUUCGACCACUGCUCCAAUAGCAGCCGCAAGGGCAGAGGACGUCGAUACAGCUGCUGAAGUUGCUGCUCCGGUAGAGAUUGACGAUGAACCUGAGUCGGCAAGUGAGUACACGCCCGAGUCUGAGCCCGAUCCCGAUCCCGAUCCCGAUCCUAGGCCCGGUUUCGAAGACAAGGUUGAAGUGAACGCCGCCGCAUCGUCGCCGCCGCCAGGAGCAGAAUCCGGCGAGCCCCCACGGAAACGAAAGCGCCGUCGGCAAACCGAGGACUCGCCCCGAAUGCCGUCGUCGCAGAAAUCCAGCAAGGCAUCGUCUCUCAAGUCGUCUCAAAAAUCAGCCUCGUCGGCCCAACCCAAAACGCACCCGCACCGCGGCCGCGGCCGUCCCCGCUCGCGCGAGAUUCCCGACAGCCAGAGCCUCGACAGCAGCGGCAUCAUUUCGCUGGUGUCGGACGGCUCGGCCGACGAGGCUGAAGUCGACGCAACUGCCGAAGCCUCGCCGCGGCCGUUUGUCCCCCAGAAUGGCGGACGGCAGCCGGUGUCGUCCUUGCCUGCAUCGCGCGGCUCCUCUGUGCAAACAACGCCGACGACCAACCGUAAGCAGCCGACACCCUCGUCGCGGCGACACGUGACGACGCCGAGCCGGCACCGAAGCCAUACGAAGAAAGCAGGAGCAGCCAUCCGGCUCACGCCGACUGCGAGCCGACUACUGGCACUGUCACCGCUGGCUCGUCGGCAACAUCAGGCAGGGACGGCCGGGCCGGGCAGCGCCGUCUCGAGUCCUGGCGGGUCACCGAUCCGGACGCCCGGAGGUACGCUACGGCGGUGCGGCAAGGACGGGUUCCGCUGCGAGCGCGAGUUCUGUUUCCGGUGUACAUAG
Molecule: messenger RNA, 2478 nt
Organism: Sporothrix brasiliensis 5110
Lineage: Eukaryota; Fungi; Ascomycota; Sordariomycetes; Ophiostomatales; Ophiostomataceae
Exons: 1
Coding region: 1-2478 (825 amino acids)
Cellular component (GO): nucleus
Molecular function (GO): histone binding; protein heterodimerization activity
Source: RefSeq, a predicted model, not a curated record